Pteropus alecto (black flying fox) is the source of this 1266-nucleotide messenger RNA. RefSeq names its product transcription factor AP-2 epsilon (gene TFAP2E). Gene Ontology annotation, molecular function: DNA-binding transcription factor activity, RNA polymerase II-specific; RNA polymerase II transcription regulatory region sequence-specific DNA binding. NCBI's taxonomy places the organism in Eukaryota, Metazoa, Chordata, Mammalia, Chiroptera, Pteropodidae. The record is from RefSeq and is a predicted model, not a curated record. Gene Ontology annotation, cellular component: nucleus. Gene Ontology annotation, biological process: anatomical structure development; regulation of cell population proliferation; regulation of transcription by RNA polymerase II. The coding region runs from base 1 to 1266 and encodes 421 amino acids. The transcript is spliced from 9 exons.
AUGGACCAGAUCUUACAAGUCUUGUGCUGUGCUAAGAAGCUCAGAUGUGGGAUCAUGCUGAGACUGCAGACAUUUGAGCAGAUUGAAUGUGAUCCAUUCAUGAGGCAGGAAAUACAAAUUAGUUGCAGCUACAAAGAGCUUGCAAUGCUGGCUAGAAUGUUGAAGAUGGGUCAUGGGAAGCCCCAGGAUGGUGGUGCCAUUCAUGGAACUACAGAACACAGGGGGAGAAGCAGAUUGUUGGUGGUGGUAGGGGUGGAGGAGAUGUUGAGUUCAGCUUUGGACUUGAAAGUUUCAGAUGCUGGCAACAAGAUGUCUGGAGGAAAUAGCCAGCUGGCAAUUGUAUCUCCCAGGCUCCUGCACAGCUUGGCCGACGGCGCGCACGGUCUAGCCGACGCGCCCCUCGGCCUCCCCGGGCUGGCGGCGCCGCCGGGCCUGGAGGAUCUGCAGGCCAUGGAUGAGCCAGGAAUGAGUCUUCUGGACCAGUCCGUGAUCAAGAAAGUCCCCAUCCCUUCCAAAGCCAGCAGCCUCUCAGCCCUCUCACUGGCCAAAGACAGCCUGGUUGGCGGCAUCACAAACCCCAGUGAGGUCUUCUGCUCCGUGCCAGGCCGGCUCUCACUGCUCAGCUCAACAUCCAAGUACAAGGUGACAGUGGGGGAGGUCCAGCGGCGACUCUCGCCUCCUGAGUGCCUCAAUGCCUCGCUCCUGGGAGGUGUCCUUCGCAGGGCCAAGUCCAAGAAUGGGGGCCGGUGCCUGCGGGAACGGCUGGAGAAAAUUGGGCUAAACUUGCCAGCUGGCCGUCGCAAGGCGGCCAACGUAACACUGCUGACUUCGCUGGUGGAGGGAGAGGCCAUACACCUAGCCCGAGACUUUGGCUACGUCUGUGAGACCGAGUUCCCGGCCAAGGCAGCUGCUGAGUACCUGUGCCGACAGCACGCUGACCCCGGGGAACUGCACAGCCGCAAGAACAUGCUUCUGGCCGCAAAGCAGAUCUGCAAGGAGUUUGCGGACUUGAUGGCUCAGGACCGCUCACCACUGGGCAACAGCCGCCCAGCCCUCAUCCUGGAGCCAGGAGUGCAGAGCUGCCUGACACACUUUAGCCUCAUCACCCAUGGCUUCGGUGGGCCAGCCAUCUGUGCUGCCCUCACUGCCUUCCAGAACUACUUGCUGGAGUCACUCAAGGGGCUGGACAAGAUGUUUCUAAGCAGUGCAGGCAGUGGGCAUGGUGAUACCAAGGCUUCGGAGAAGGAUGCCAAGCAUCAUAAAUAA